CUCUUCUCUCUGCAUGCCCUUUAACCUUCCUGCCUUGGUAUAUAUAUAGUCUGUGUGACUGUCAGAGUUCUCCUGGCAGCCAUCAUGAAGGGUACAGUCUUGAUCUGCUGUUUCCUCUCCCUGCUGCUUUUGCAGGCCACAGCAGAAGAAGAAGUCGAAGAUGUCACCUCCGUCCUCAGAGACAGAUCUCACAUCGACGAGACGCUGCGACUUGCUACUGAGGAAAAAGCAGGAGAUUAUGCAGCGGCUCUGGAGAGGUUGCGGAAGAUCUACCACACGUCCAUCAAGCCGAUGGAGCAGGCCUACAAAUACAAUGAGCUGAGGCAGCACGAGAUCUCAGCCUACCCCGGACGAACCCUGGGGGACUCAGCCACAGAUGGAGAGAUUACUUCAAAGCCCAUGGUGCUGUUCCUGGGACCCUGGAGUGUAGGAAAGUCCUCCAUGAUCAAUUACCUCCUGGGCAUGCACGACAGCCCCUAUCAGCUCUACACAGGAGCUGAGCCUACUACCUCUGAGUUCACUGUAAUUAUGCACGGGGAGAAAAUCCGCUCUGUUGAGGGUAUUGUUAUGGCAGCAGACAGCUCUCGUUCCUUCUCUCCCCUGGAGAAGUUUGGCCAAAACUUCUUAGAAAAGCUGAUCGGUAUUGAGAUGCCCCACAAGCUGCUGGAACGUGUGACUUUUGUGGAUACACCAGGAAUCAUUGAGAACAGGAAGCAGCAGGAGAGAGGCUAUCCUUUCAAUGACGUUUGCCAGUGGUUCAUUGACCGUGCUGACCUGAUCUUCGUGGUGUUUGACCCCACCAAACUAGACGUUGGCCUGGAGCUGGAGAUGCUCUUCCGGCAGUUGAAGGGUCGUGAAUCCCAGAUCCGCAUCAUCCUAAACAAGGCUGACAACCUAGUCACCCAGGACUUAAUGAGAGUCUACGGCGCGCUCUUUUGGAGCUUAGCUCCCCUCAUCAAUGUGACCGAACCACCCCGCGUUUACGUCAGCUCCUUCUGGCCAUAUGACUACGCACCUGACACAAGCCGUGAGCUCUUCAAGCGAGAGGAGAUCUCCCUCCUGGAAGAUCUGAACCAGGUGAUUGAAAACCGCAUGGAAAACAAAAUUGCCUUCAUCCGCCAACAUGGCAUCCGUGUGCGCAUCCAUGGCCUGCUGGUAGACCGCUACGUCCAGACCUUUAAAGAGAAGAUGAGCUUCUUCAGUGACCCUGAACUAGUCUUCAAGGAGAUUGUGGACGACCCAGACAAGUUCUAUAUUUUCAAAUCCAUCCUAGCCAAGACCAACGUCAGCAAGUUUGACCUGCCCAACCGUGAUGCUUACCGUGACUUCUUUGGCAUCAAUCCGGUCACCAACUUCAAGCCCCUGACGGCUCAGUGCUCCUACAUGGGAGGCUGUCUGCUGGAUAAGAUUGAGAGGGCAAUCACCAAUGAGCUGCCUGCCCUUCUGAGCAGCAUUAACUCUGGCAAGCAGCCUGGCCUGUCCUCCUGCGAGGCUACUGGCUGUGGUGAGAAGCCAAAGAAUCGCUAUCGGAAGAACUGAGGAAAACAAAAUAACUUGAGUGGGGGAAGUAAGAAGAGAAGGGGUCUGGUGGAAGCCAACCCUGCUUUUGUCAGAAUGCCUGUAUUGUUGAGGAGACAGAAGAGGGGAGAUUAGUGUUUGUUUUUUUCCUCAGGAGAACAUGGGGAGGUGCAUUUAGGGACUGUGAGAAUGAGGCAGAUAGAGGGGGGGAAGGGUCAUUGUUUGAUAAGGCAGCUUAAGAACACAAGUGCUGAAGAAAUGAGAACAUGCCACUGAUCACUGAGUUUUGUUUUACACACCCUCCUCUCUCCCUUGCACAAUCACAGUGGACUGUCUAGAAUUUGGGGGUUGGGGAAGUGAUGAUGUGAAGAAACACAGAAAUGAAAAAAAGUAAUAUCAAAUAAAAAAUUGAAAAUCCUGAGACUGAAAACAAUCAAAUACCAGCUCCCUUGUAUGUGAAUAAAACGGGAAAAGUGGAAACAGGAGUUGCAAAUUUGUGUUGUAAAAUCUUGAGAAUUGCAUUGCAGAAAGUCAAUUCCAUAAGCUUCAGAAGCUGUUUUUGAAGUAGCCAUUUUGUGGGUGCUAUGCAAAGCCUUUGUGUUUGGGUAACCAUCCAAACCUUUGCUUUUAACAUAUAGAUUAACAUUAACAUUGCAUGUUAGACGUCACAUCUUCUUUAACAGAUGCAUGCAUUUCCUUCUAACAAAGUUUAAGUAAUAUUUCCUCAUGUAACUGAAACCUGAACCAACCCUGUCAUGCAACAAAUACGGCCUUUUUUCUUUGUUUUGUAUGCUCAUCAGUCCUGGUUGUUGACAAUCUGUGAAAUGAGCACUGUGAUGGAAGCUGAGGUCAGGGUUCAAGGGUCAGAGUCUUCAGAGUGCGGUGGGUAUGUUAAUUCUGCUUCACUUCUUAAUUGAUCUUACUGUUUCUGUUUCUGCGUCUAUAAAUUUGCCAGUCUUUGGCAGAAAUUCAA
Molecule: messenger RNA, 2491 nt
Organism: Siniperca chuatsi (mandarin fish)
Lineage: Eukaryota; Metazoa; Chordata; Actinopteri; Centrarchiformes; Sinipercidae
Gene: srlb
Product: sarcalumenin
Exons: 7
Coding region: 85-1539 (484 amino acids)
Molecular function (GO): GTP binding
Source: RefSeq, a predicted model, not a curated record